GUGAUGGUUCUUCCCCUGGUUCUGGAUCCUAAGGGGCUGGACUGGGGCCCAGGAGUCCAUGCCAUCAGCCAGAAGGCUCUGCAGACUUUCCCCCAAUGCUGUGACCUGUGUCCAGGGGACAUUCUUUCGGUGUCAGCUUCAGCCUUUCCAGAGCUCGACUGCAGAAUGAUAUACCUAGUAAGGCUUGAUGAUGAUUUGCAAUGGAAGCCUAAGGAAGUGCAAAAGCAGGCUAUUCGGAACAUGGUCCAGAGCUGUCUCAGCACCUUCUAUGGGUCCUUCCUGGAAUCCAUUGCGUUUCCCAUCCUCCUGCCAGUAGAUUCAGAUCAAGCUGUGAUGUGGGAAUGGCUGCUUAUCUUGCUGGAAGAAAUUAAUCAGUUCUUGAAAAACUUUCCCAAUACUUGGAUGAAACUGGUGCAAAUCAGGUCCCUUCCAGAAUGGAUUCUGCCACGCCCGGUAGAAAAUUGUCUUUCUUUUGAUGCAGAGACGGUGGGAUCGUGUCAUAUGGAAGAACUCCUUUUCCUCCAGUAUCUUGAGGAAAACUCAAGUGCCUUCCAUGAGUUUCAAGUGCAGCUGAAGAAAGCUGGCUAUGCCAUCCAGGUAGACUUGGGUUGGAGACUGUUGACAUUCCAGGCCAUCCAUCAACCUGUGCAGCUGCUUGACUUAGAAAAAAGCUUUCAGCUCGUGAGGAAGAAGUAUGUGCUGCAUUGCGAGACACGAGAAGAGAUUCUAAAAGUCUUGAUGGACCACCCAAGGCUUGUGAAGAGAUUCAAAUCCCUCAGGAUCUACAUCCUUGACCAAAUGUGGAUUGUAGGCCUGUGGGAUGAGAUCAAUUGCUUCUUACAAUACCUCGCCCACGAGGCCUCUCAAAGGGAACUAGUGAGCUGUGAGUACGCCGCUGAGCCAGUGCUCUGGUAUACAAUUGCCAAAGAUGUUGCACUUCAGGAGUUGCUCCCAUCCAAUCCUAUGAUAGAGCUUGAAAUUAUUCCCAAGACUCCUGCAACUAUCAGAUUCUGGGGAUCCCGUCAGAGAGUCAAGGAAGCAGAGAGGCGCUUCAAUGAACUCUUGGACAGCUUCCAGAUCCUACCUGUCCCUUUGUCCGAUUUCCAGUUGCAGUUUGUGAAGGCGCAUUGGGACAAAGCCUUCUACAACCAUUUCUUCCUAGAGAGGAGCAUCCCGGUUGUUCUGGAGCUCUCUGAGGCUGCCCAGAUUGCUGGCCUAGACUUGGGCAAGAUGGAAGAAGCCAAAGAUUUCCUCAUGAAGCUGGUGUGCGAAAGGCCUGUGGAGGUCGCAGAGGACGUGGCAUGGGCUACCCAGUGUCCAGAAUGGAAGAUACUGCUGCAACAACAUUCGAGAGCUCAUAAGGAAGUAGCCAUUCAUCGCGUAUCAUCUGGUUGGGUGAUCCUGGUGGGUUUCUGUCCCAUGAUCUUUCAAGUAGAGGAAUCUAUUAAGGAAUAUUUGAGGGAGAAUUCCUCAGUGGAAGAAAACAUGAGGCUCACUAGACCAGAAUUAGUUUUAGCCGGGAAGGAUCUGCUUCAUAUAAUGGGCCGGGAACAACUUAGCAUAAAUGUUGCACUCCAAGUGGACAGUCAGCUUUCUGUACUGCAGGUGAGAGGCCUUCGAAAAUAUGUGAAAAAAGCCAUUCCAGCCAUCCAGAAGGACUUGGAUUCUUUGGUGCUUGAUAUCGUACCUCUAAAGAGGAGAAUUCUCAAAGAAUAUGUCUUUGGAAUUGGAGCAAGUCUAUUCAAGAUCAUGGCUCAGAAUUUGGGCUGCAUUGUGAGGAUGAAAACGAAAGAAUCCGAUGAUUGGAAGAGCAUCAUGAACGAGGACUCCAUCAAAGAAAGAUUUGAUACAGGCUUCUCAGAGGCAAUUUAUAUAAUGGGCAAAUGGAACCCCGUGAACGUGUUGAAGCAUAUUGUGACUGGUCUCCUUGCACAGUUCUGUACAAUAUCAAUCUGUCAUGAAGCAAUUGCCACGUUUAAAAAUAUGAGCGUCGAUGAGUUCCUCAGCAACAUAUUCCACAGGUUUCCUGUAGAUAUCCGUUGGCUGCAGGAAACUGAAGUCCAGAUUUGUGGUUUCCAGAAUGAUGUGGGAAAUGUCCUAGAAGCUGUUCAUAGAAAGAUUAAGAAAUAUCAGUCCGAAAUAAUUGAAGUCAAAGCUGAAUAUAAGUCAAUCCCUUAUAUUGUUAUAAAAGAAAGCGUGUUCCAGAAGAGAUUUCCAACAAGUCCUUUUGUAAGUACAGAAGUCUUGGCCAAUGACCCGACAACCAUCUUAUUUAGAGGUCCCCGUCAGAAGUUGGUAAACCUGAGGCGGAACUUCGAGGAAUUCUUUAAUGGUUUUCAAUUUUUAACGGUCUCUCUCUCCGAACUCCAGUUUCAGUUUGUCAAGGCCCAAUGGGACAAGCUCUUUCACAAGGCCUUUUUUUGGGAAAGGAACAUCCCCGCCGUUUUGGAGAUCUCUGAAAUUGUCCAAGUUGGUGGCUUCAGCUUUGGUGAAAUCAAAGAAGCUGAAAAGAUUCUAAUGGAACAGGUGUUUGAGACGACCGUGGAAAUUGCACCUCAGUUGCAAUGGGCCACUGAAGAGCCAGAGUGGGAAGACAUGUUAAACAGAUUAAAGUUGGAUAAGGAAGUUGCCAUUCAUUACACUCCAUCCAGUCAGGUGACCGUGGUCGGCCCUUCUCUUCAGACUGCUGUGGUAGAAGAAUAUAUUAAGGAGUACUUCAGAGAUAAUUCCCCAUUGAAAGAAAGUAUUAGGCUUACUAAACCAGAAUUAGUAUUAGCUGCAGAGAGGGUCCUUCACAUUAUGAAUUGGGAACACCUCAAGGUGAACAUCAAAUUCAAGCAAAAUGAUGAUGGGUUGUAUCUGAAAGUCAAAGGACUCUGGAAAUUUGUGAAGAAAGCCAUUCCUGUGAUCAAUAAAGAUUUGGAUUCUCUGGUGUUUGAUAUGAUACCUCUGAAGAAGAAAGCAUUAUGCAUCUACUUCUCUGACGUGGGGGCAGAUCUGCUGAAAAACAUGGCGGAAACCCAGAAUUGUAUUGUCAGGAUGCAAACCCAGGAGAGUCACCUCUCUAGCAAUGGUGGAGCCCUUCAAGGCUUAGCUGAGGACCAAAAAGCUGUGAUCCAUGUAACGGGCAUCCAAAGCAAAGUCACUUCACUGAAGCAGAAUUUGUCAGAUUUCAUUGCCAAAUUCCACAAAGAGACCAUCUGUAGUGCUGAGAUAUCAAACCUCGCUGACGACAGCCUUAAAGCCCUUUGCAACAUUGUCUUGCCUCAGUAUCCGGUUGGCUUCCAUCGCCUAAGAGAAAAAGUGGUCUGCAUUUCCGGUUCUCAAAAAGAUGUUGAAAACGUUUCCAGGAACAUUUACACCAAGCUGGAGGAACUCGUCGUUGCAAGGGUCCAAAAGGAUCAAGCUGAACAGGCAAUUUCCAAGCAGCUGUACGAGAAUAUCCGUUGGCAUCAUAAAUCCAAUGAUCGAUGGUCUGCCUUUGACGUAGUAACCAAUAGCUCUUUGGAGCAGGCAUACACCGAGAGGAAAAUUGGGGCACUAGUGCAAUGGAAUGGAGAUAAACUGCUGAUUAACUUUCCGAAGGCCGAAGCCUUAAUCCCAGGCAAGAAAAAAAUCAAGAUAAGGAGAGAUAUCUACUUAUCGGAAAAGAAUAUUGCUCCCUUCUGGGAAGCCAUGGAUGGAGCUUUAGUUAAGAAAGUGGAACUGCAGACAUAUUCGAAGGAAUAUCAGGAUGUGGUGAAGAAUUUCAGCAAGACAGCUGGGCGCUACCAAAUUGUCAAAGUAGAGAGAAUCCAAAACAGCUAUUUGUGGAUUUCCUAUUGCUGGAAAAAAAGCUGGAUGGAGAAUAAAAAUUCACAAGCGGGACAGAACGAACUCAUUCUCUAUCAUGGAACGCUGCCAGAAAACUGUUCCUCUGUCUGUGAUAUUGGCUUCAAAAAUGCUUUUAGAAAACAAUGUAUCUACGGAGACGGCAUUUAUUUUUCCGUGGCUGCUGGCUGUUCUGUGUUGUAUGCCAAACCAGAUCUCCAAGGGCUCCGAUACGUUUUCCAAGCUCGUGUUCUUGCCGGGGAAUAUGGUUGUGGGAAAAAAAAUAUGGUCUUGCCUCCCAUGAAGCGAGAUGGCAACGGCUACUAUGAUAGUUUGGUGGAUGUCCUUUGCAAGCCGAAUAUUUUUGUGAUCUUUUUUGAUGACCAUGCUUACCCUGAAUACUUGAUCACCUUCCGUGGGCAUACCUCUUCAUCAUAGCUCUUCUGAGAGGUGGGAAACGACCUCAGUAGAUGACAACUGGAAGCAUGCAGAUAUUAAGCUAGAAACAACACCAGAAUGUUUCUUUCCUGCCUUCCUUACAGGAUUAGCCCUGUAAAGCGGAAAAAGAAGAUUUCUUCCAACAACGGGUUCUCUGAACCUCUAAGAGAGUUAAGAACUGGUUUUCCCAAAUAGGUAGGAACUGGCUGAAUCCCACCACUGGUGUAUAUAGUGUAUUACUUGAGGGGAGAUUAGGGGAGAAUAAUGAAACACGCAAUUCAACUUCAAAUUGAGAUCUUAUCCUCUGGAAAUGGUUCGUGGAACAUCCUCAUGCCAGGAACGCAUCAAUGAAUUGUACCAUUCCUAUCUCAUCCUCCUAAACCCACUUAUUUUUAUUUGUGACACACUCUACCUACUUUGCAAUGUGAGAUUAAGCUUAACUCUUGUAUGAAGUAAAUAUUAAGAGUAGUUCUAGUUAUCAAAAGGUUACCUGUGCUUGUUUUUUGUUUUUUUGUUUUUUGUUUUGUUUAUCUUUCCAAAAUCGCCCUCGUAAUAGAAAAAAAAUGGAGGGGAUGUUAUUGUAGAGUGAAGAUUUAGGUUUUUUUCCCCACGUGGCCAAAUAUCAAAUUCUUCUCGCUAUUGUUCAUUUCUGCUUCCAGUAUGUCAUCUUUU
Molecule: messenger RNA, 4920 nt
Organism: Thamnophis elegans (Western terrestrial garter snake)
Lineage: Eukaryota; Metazoa; Chordata; Lepidosauria; Squamata; Natricidae
Exons: 9
Coding region: 4-4248 (1414 amino acids)
Biological process (GO): negative regulation of gene expression
Cellular component (GO): cytoplasm; nucleus
Molecular function (GO): NAD+ poly-ADP-ribosyltransferase activity; transcription corepressor activity
Source: RefSeq, a predicted model, not a curated record